Messenger RNA from Indicator indicator, 1185 nucleotides. It is a transcript of the gene ITGB1BP2, whose product is annotated as integrin subunit beta 1 binding protein 2. The record is from RefSeq and is a predicted model, not a curated record. NCBI's taxonomy places the organism in Eukaryota, Metazoa, Chordata, Aves, Piciformes, Indicatoridae. Bases 5 to 1099 code for a protein of 364 amino acids. The transcript has 11 exons.
GGCCAUGGCGUCGCUGUGCUGCAACAAGGGCUGCGGGCAGAGGUUUGAUCCUCAGCACAACACCAAGGAUUCCUGCCUGUAUCACCCGGGUGUCCCCAUCUUUCAUGAUGCCCUAAAGGGCUGGUCUUGUUGCAAGAAGCGCACAACAGACUUCUCUGAAUUUCUCUCCAUCAAGGGAUGUACAAAGGGGUUUCAUAGCAAGGAGAAGCCUCCUGAGCCUUCCAGCCAAGAGAUCGCAGAUGAGCAGAAGGCCAAGGCAGUGAAGGAGCUCAUAGUCCAAGGACCAAAAUCAGCUGAGAAGAUGCAGCGGGAAAGACCAAGCUCUGAUGAGCCAAGACAGCUGCUGCCAAUCAAAGUGUCCAGGUCUCUGGAGCAGGCACUGGAGAAACUGAACCUGUCCUCCAAGGCCGAAGCACCUGAAGGUGGCUGCGCAGGGGAGGCAGUUGCCCAGGUGAGAGCUGGCACCACCUGCACCAACGCAGCCUGCAAGGCGAUGUACCAGGGCCCUGAGAGCAACAUGGAAGUUUGUAAUUUCCAUCCUGGUGUUCCUGUCUUCCAUGAGGGGAUGAAGUACUGGAGCUGCUGUGGAAUCAAGACGACAGACUUCAGUGCCUUCCUGGAGCAGCCGGGCUGCAGCAGCGGGACACACUGCUGGAAGGCGAAGGGGGACCAGAAGGUGGUGUCAUGCCGGCAGGACUGGCACCAAACUAGCAGCCAGGUGGUGGUUACUGUCUAUGCCAAGAAUCCCCUGCCCGCUCUGAGCAGUGUGAAAGCCAACAGCACUGUGCUUGAGGUUCACAUCACCUGUGAAGGAAAUAAGAUUUUCCAGGCAGAACUGGAUCUCUGGGGGGUCAUCAAAACAGAGAAGAGCUUUGUGAGCAUGGUUCCUAGCAAGGUGGAGAUCGUGCUUUGCAAAGCCAGCCCUGGCUCAUGGGCCAGGCUGGAGCUACUCCAGAACAGGUUGCACUCCUGUGGUAAGCAGAAAGAAGCUACCAAUGCAGAAGAGCUCUGGGCAGCACAGGAAGAGGACUCAGAUGACAGCUUGAGCUGGUCAGAGGAGGAAGAUGAGGAGCUGGAGAUGGAAACACCAAGCGGCUGAGAGUCCAGAGGAACAGCCCCAGACCAGAGUGGUAUGCAGGCUGCAGCACGCCCUCUUCCCUGGGCAGGAAUGGCAAGCAAUAAAAA